Clonostachys solani is the source of this 720-nucleotide messenger RNA. Lineage: Eukaryota; Fungi; Ascomycota; Sordariomycetes; Hypocreales; Bionectriaceae. The record is from the annotation of a GenBank genome assembly.
AUGGCCGCCGCAGACGAGGCGCAAAUGCCAUUCAUUCGGAACUUGGCUUCCAGUGAUCGAAAACUCCGAACCGCCUCUCUAGACUCCCUCAAGCUCUUCCUCUCCACCCGCACCUCCCUCUCCACCCAGGACGCCGUCAAGCUAUGGAAGGGCCUCUACUACGCCCUCUGGAUGACCGACCGCCCCGCGCCCCAGCAGCGGCUUGCCAGCGACCUGGCCCGCCUCGUACACUCCCUCCCGCGCGAGGAGUCUAAGACGGCAUGGUUCGUCGGCUUCUGGCAGGUCCUGUCCGAGCGGUGGCCGCACACCGAGGCCCUGCGCAUGGACAAGUUCCUGCUCCUCGUGCGCCGGGCCUUCGCCGUGAUGCUCGAGUGCGCGCGGGAGAGCGGCGCCGUGGUGGACGUGCUGAGGGAGUGGCCCUUUGAGGGGACGGGCGACCUGAGGAAGAUGCCUCUGGGCUUGAGGCUCCACGUCCUCGAUCUGUGGGUUGACGAGCUGGAAAGCACAAAGUGCCUCGAGAACGAGGAGGCCAAGGAUCUUGUGAAGAAGAUUGGGGAUAUGGUCCUGGAGCUGCAGACGUGCCCGGUCAAGGCUGUCCGGGAAAGGGCGAAGGAGAGCUAUCAGGAUGGGAGGCUACCUUGGGCUACCAAGGAUGAGGAUAUGAGCGAUGCAGAGGAGGCGGAUGACGACGACGAGGAAUGGGGAGGAAUUGAGGAGUAA